Messenger RNA from Mercenaria mercenaria, 1245 nucleotides. RefSeq lists its product as uncharacterized. The record is from RefSeq and is a predicted model, not a curated record. The transcript has 4 exons. The coding region runs from base 128 to 562 and encodes 144 amino acids. Lineage: Eukaryota; Metazoa; Mollusca; Bivalvia; Venerida; Veneridae.
AGUUAGAUGCUCGCAUAAAGAAUCUGGCAAAGACAAUGUUGGAAGGAAAAGCAGUGAGACUGUUUAUGGCUCGAUACAUUCUCCAAGUGUACCAAGUGUCUCCAAUACUUACCCUUUAGAGACAAAAAUGGUUUGCCUUUAUGAUUCAAAUCAUGGCAAAAGCACAAAAGGACUGGAAGUCAUAGCAGCUAUCAAAGAUGCAAUUAUGGCAAAUUGUACUGACUAUAUUGUCGAAAUAACAGAAGUUCAUGAUAUAAUGCAUUGGCAACACGACGUUUUUAAGCCGCUGAUACUCAUAUGUCCAAUCACAAAUAGACUGCUACAUGAUACUGAAAGUGCAUUGGCUAAAAUUCGAGUUGAGUAUUACAGUAGCGUCGCCCUGAUUGUUGUUCACGGAAAAACCAAGGAUUAUUCGCGAUAUGGAUCAUCAAGGAGCGAACUUUCGUCUAAGGGAAAUUAUGGAAGACUAGGAGAAAUCAUUGACUGGUUCAUGAAAAAUGACAGUUACAAUUUUGAAGCGACUAGGGAUAUCAUUAACUUUGUCACGAAAAUGGUGAAAUAAGAAUAGUAGGCAUGUAUAAUGUAUUAAUUUUAUAGUACAGUGCAACUACUAAUUUAGUAACUAUAUGCACUUGUAAAUAAACCUUCAGUACUUGCUAAAAGUAGUGCAAUUCUGAGAUGAAAAUCAUAUUGAGUAAUUAUACUAUGAGCAAAUGCAAUAUCCUUAUUGAUAAAGGACAUAAUAUUAUUAAGUUUAUCAUGCAGGUACAUGUAUAGAAUUCAAAGUCUAUUCUCAGACUAACACUUUUUGAGUGACUACUUCGAUUUACAACCUUUACAAUAUUGUUACUAUCUUUCACUUUUAUUUGCACAAGAUAUAAAUGUUCCUGUUGCCAUGCAUAAGACCUUAAACACAAUCUUUGUUUUGUUAAAUGUAACUUACACAGUGUCUUUCAGUUAAGAAAAAUAUUACAAUGAAUAUAAUUGCCCGUUAACUAUAUGUCUGUUAUGUUUUUAUGUUUGGCAUUGAUUGUAAAUGCAAGUGCCUACUGAAAACUUGAUAUGAGGUUACAAAUUGUGAAAAUCCUUCAGAUUGCAUUUUCUUAUUUGUACAAAAACACUCCGCCUGAAACGAUAAAGUCAGUUAUUUAUUUUGUAAUUAGUGCAUGUGAUCCAUGUUAGCUAGCUACUGGCAUAAUGAUGUCUGCGAGCAUCAUCGUAAUUCAGUUAAACUGUCCACGUCGA